Messenger RNA from Stylonychia lemnae, 1263 nucleotides. The record is from the annotation of a GenBank genome assembly. Lineage: Eukaryota; Ciliophora; Spirotrichea; Sporadotrichida; Oxytrichidae.
AUGACUAAUUCAUCUAGGAUCCUAGUACUUGCCUCUCUACUGGCUGUGCACUCUGUUACCUCAGCCCAGCAGGUUCAUCAACAUACAAUGGACCACUAUAAAACUUUAUUUGAGGAGGAAAACCCAAUAGUUACUGCUGAUGAUGUAAAUGCUGACCCUGACCUUUAUAAAACCUUUUAAUAAAUUGUAAAUUAAAAUGGCUUCGCCUAUGAGGAACACACUGUUACCACUUAAGAUGGAUAUAUUUUGAAAGUUUUCAGAAUUCCAGGAAUUUCAGGAGAAGCUUCAAAUGGCAAAAAGGUAGCAUUCAUGUAACAUGGCAUCCUUGACUCAGCUGACUGCUGGGUGACUCAUAAUUCUGCUGUUGCUCCAGCCUUCCAAAUGGCAAGAGCUGGGUAUGAUGUUUGGUUCGGUAAUUCUAGAGGUAAUAAAUACUCUCACAGUCACAGAAAUCCUUCUAUCUCAAACUAUGAUUACUGGCAGUUCUCAUUUGCAGAGAUGGGAAAAGGUGAUCUACCAGCUGUUAUCAACUACGUUAGAGCUGUUACUGGCUAAGAUAAACUUGCCUAUAUCGGUCACUCCCAAGGUACAUCUCAAAUGUACUAUGCUCUUGCAACUAAUGAAGCAUUCUUCGCAGAUAAGAUAAGCGUUUUCAUUGCACUUGGUCCAGUCAUGAAACUAACUCAUUGUAAAUCAAACCUUCUUCAAAUAGUCUCCUCCAAUGAUGCUCUAUUACUCGAUACUUGCAAGGCACUCGGCAUUUAUGAGUUUUUCCCAGCUAACUGGCUCACAACUGGUGCAAUGAGACUAUUGUGCGGUACACUCCCAUCCUUGUGCGCUCUUGGAAAUUACUUAAUUGCAGAUGAGGAUUUAUCUCAAGAUGAUUCUGAUAGAUUGACUGUUUAUUUCGGCCAUUUCCCAUCAGGAACGAGUCUUAGAUGCCUCGAGCAUUACUCACAAAUCUUAAAAUCUGACAAUUUCUAAGAUUUUGACUAUGGAACGGCUGGAAAUAACUAGCACUAUGGAACUCCAAAUCCACCACAAAUUAACCUCUAGGGAAUUUCAAAGGUCCCUAUUGCAAUGUUUGUUGGAUAAAAUGAUGAGUUGGCAACUUCGAUUGAUAAUGAAUGGGCAAAGACUUAACUUAACACCUUAGUUUUCUAUUAAGAGUAUCCUCUCGGUCAUCUUUCCUUCAUGGUUGGAAAAGAUAUGUCGUACUUCAACGAUGUUUUAUCAACUCUUAAAAAGUAUCACCCAGCAUGA